AUGGCUCGUCGGAAGAUCCUAGCUGAAAUGGGCUACGAUUUCACCAUCAUGACUGCAGAUAUAGAUGAGAAGCGUAUCAGGAAGGAUAAACCAGAAGACUUUGUGAUGGCCCUAGCGGAGGCCAAGGCUGAUGCUAUUAUAACAAGGCUUGAGGCUACUGACGAAUUGGAAAAACAGCGGCCCACACUGCUAAUUACGGCAGAUACAGUGGUGGUUUAUCAAGGGACUAUUAGAGAAAAGCCAUCUACCAAGGCUGAAGCACAACAGUUUAUAAGAGAUUAUUCUGGUGGUUCAGCACAAGUUGUGGGAUCGGUACUUGUAACUAAUUUGGUGACAGGCAGUAGAAAAGGGGGAUGGGAGAGUGCUGAGGUUUAUUUUCUAGACAUACCAGAUGAAGUCGUCGACAACCUGAUUGAGGAAGGAAUAAUCUUGAAUGUUGCUGGGGGAUUGAUGCUUGAACAUCCAUUGACUCUGCCUUUGGUAGACACCGUGGUAGGAACUGCUGACUGUGUAAUGGGACUUCCCAAAACCCUCACUGAAAAGCUCAUUCAGGAAGCUCUGUAA
Molecule: messenger RNA, 564 nt
Organism: Striga hermonthica
Lineage: Eukaryota; Viridiplantae; Streptophyta; Magnoliopsida; Lamiales; Orobanchaceae
Source: the annotation of a GenBank genome assembly